AUGGUAACUGAUAAGCCAGAUGUGAAAGUAUCUCAAAUUAUAGAGAGGAUGCAAUCCAUGUUUGGUUAUAUAGUGUCAUAUAAGAAGGCUUGGAAUGCAAAACAAUUAGCCAUUGCCGUUGCUUUCGGGAAUUGGGAGAUCUCAUAUUCCUUACUCCCAAGGUGGUUGGCCGCAGUACAACACUUCAUGCCUGGAUCAUACGUACAAUUUUCAAAUAAACAGUGCUCUCAAGUCAAUGCGAAUGGGGAACCAGUUGAAAUGUUUCGCUGUGUGUUUUGGGCAUUCAAGCCAUGCAUUGAUGCCUUUCCACAUUUGAAGCCCAUUAUACAAGUUGAUGGAACAUUUUUAUAUGGAAAGUAUAGGGCACGUUACUAA
Neltuma alba is the source of this 375-nucleotide messenger RNA. RefSeq lists its product as uncharacterized. The coding region runs from base 1 to 375 and encodes 124 amino acids. The transcript has a single exon. NCBI's taxonomy places the organism in Eukaryota, Viridiplantae, Streptophyta, Magnoliopsida, Fabales, Fabaceae. The record is from RefSeq and is a predicted model, not a curated record.